Messenger RNA from Astyanax mexicanus (Mexican tetra), 5276 nucleotides. It is a transcript of the gene amfra, whose product is annotated as autocrine motility factor receptor a. The transcript is spliced from 13 exons. The record is from RefSeq and is a predicted model, not a curated record. NCBI's taxonomy places the organism in Eukaryota, Metazoa, Chordata, Actinopteri, Characiformes, Acestrorhamphidae. Gene Ontology annotation, molecular function: ubiquitin protein ligase activity; ubiquitin binding. Bases 1051 to 2949 code for a protein of 632 amino acids. Gene Ontology annotation, cellular component: ubiquitin ligase complex; cytosol; endoplasmic reticulum. Gene Ontology annotation, biological process: endoplasmic reticulum unfolded protein response; ubiquitin-dependent protein catabolic process; protein K48-linked ubiquitination.
GUAAACAGCGGAAGAGGCUCGGGUUGCGUCAGCAGCGCCGGAAAAGCUGAGAGAGAGAGAAACUCCGAGAAACAACUGGAAGACUGGAGCAGACACACACAGAGACGAACACAGCGGACCCCGGGAGUCCUGUAGUUGUAACACAGCCUGCACUACAAGUUCUGUUCGGACAUUUGUGGGCGAACUCGGCCUGAAAUAGUCACUGACGGCAUUUCCCCCUGACUGCCUGAGUUCGUAUUAAUCCGCUUAAGAAUAUUACUGACAUUACUGAGAGGCGAGGCUUCAGCUGGAGCGGUGAGCUAUAGCCCUGCUGGCUUUAGCCUGUUAGCUUCUCUAGCUAACUAACCUGUCUUGCUGGAGACCACAGGCACUGCCAGUGAAACUGUAGCUAUUGUUAAAACAUUUGCCCGCCCUGAGAUCUGUAGUAAUGGAAUUUAAAACCGAGAAAAGCAGAAAAAUGCAUGUAACCUAGCGUUAAAUAGUCUAGUCUAGCUAACGUUAGUCGUUUUCACUGGUGUCUUGUGUUGUUUACACGUAAUGCUAAACCAACUAGCUUAGCUUAGCUAACAGACAACACGUAAGCUAACCUAGAUUUUGAUAGCUAGCUGUCAGGCUAAGCUAGCUAGGUUAGCUUUCCCAAUUCUAAGUUCUAAGGACUUGUGACAGCACAGAAACGAAUUUUCAACUUGCUAGCUAAUUAUUUAGCUAGCUAAGGUUACCUAGUGUCUAGGUAACCUAUCUAACGUUAACUUACCUUACCUGUCUAACUUAUAUAUCUAUUUAACCUGGUAGCUAUCCAGCUUCACAGGGUUCGUGCCGUGACCUGAAUCCUAAAUAAAGCUUGUUAAAUAGCCAACUAGGCCUGCUAAAUAACUUGGUUAACUAAUUAACUAUUUAGCUAAACUAUAUCUAACGUUAUAGAAGACGGGAGCUCACAGUACUGCUCCCACCCCAUUUCAUCAUCAGUGUAAACAUUUCAGUGUAAACACAGAAAGCCUCUCUGUAGAUCCCUCUCUUUAUCUGAAGACGUGCACACUGGACAGUCUCGCCAUGCCCCUGUUGUUUCUGGAGAGGUUCCCCUGGCCCAGCCUGCAGACCUACACUGCGCUUAGCACAGUCCUGCUCGCUGGUUCGAUCCUCAGUGCCUACACCGCUGUAACCCAGAUCCCAGAGCCCGCAGCUCCGGUAGCAGAGGACGCCCGGACCGAGCCCAUCGAGGACAGUAAAGCUGAUCAAGGAGAGGCCAUUGAACAUGUUGCCUCUAACGUGUUGCUGUAUCUCAUCGCCGACAACUUAUUCGUCUGGGUGAUGGUGAAUACAGCAUGCUGUGUCCUCAUGCUAAUCGCCAAGGUGAUCCAGUGCAUUGUUUUUGGUCCUCUGCGGGUCAGUGAGAAACAGCACUUGAAGGACAAGUUCUGGAACUUUAUCUUCUAUAAAUUUAUCUUCAUCUUUGGAGUGCUGAAUGUGCAAACAGUGGACGAGGUAGUGCUGUGGUGUUUGUGGUUUGCUGUACUUAUCUUCCUUCAUCUCAUGGUUCAGCUCUGUAAAGAUCGGUUUGAAUAUCUGUCAUUCUCCCCAACCACCCCCAUGAGCAGUCAUGUGCGAGUACUGGCCUUGCUAGUGUCCAUGCUGUUGUGCUGUGGAGGCCUAGCUGCGCUCUGUGGCCUGGUCGGACAUCUUCAUGGCAUGCAUACUGUUGCAUUUAUGACAGCUGAGUGUUUACUUGUUACGGUGCGCACUGGACAUGUUAUUAUAAGGUACUCUAUUCACCUGUGGGACCUGAAUCAUGAGGGGACUUGGGAGAGCAAAGGCUCUUAUGUCUACUACACUGAUUUCAUUAUGGAGCUUGCUCUUCUCUGUCUUGACCUGAUGCAUCAUAUUCACAUGUUGCUCUUUGGGAAUAUCUGGCUGUCUAUGGCCAGUCUGGUGAUCUUCAUGCAGCUGCGCUACCUCUUCCAUGAGGUGCAGAGGAGAAUCCGCCGCCACAAAAACUACUUGCGUGUUAUUGACAACAUGGAGUCCAGGUUUGCAGUGGCAACCCCAGAUGAGCUGGUUGCCAAUAACGAUGACUGUGCAAUCUGCUGGGAUUCAAUGACCUCAGCACGGAAACUGCCCUGUGGACACCUCUUCCACAAUUCAUGUCUGCGCUCAUGGCUGGAGCAGGACACCUCCUGUCCAACGUGUCGUAUGUCACUGAAUAUCAAUGAGGGUGGAAGAGAGAGAGAAGAGGGCCAGAGAGCGCAAAUAGAUGACAACAUGGCUGCAGGACCUGGGGCUGAUGCCAGGCCUCACCUCAACCAGCAUAACCAUUUCUUUCAUUUUGAUGGUUCUCGAAUUGCUAGCUGGCUUCCAAGCUUCUCUGUGGAGGUCAUGCAUACAACCAACAUCCUGGGCAUUGCACAGGCCAACAACUCUCAGCUCAACACCAUGGCACAUCAGAUCCAGGAGAUGUUUCCCCAGGUUCCUUAUCACUUGGUCCUGCAAGAUCUGCAGCUUACCCGCUCUGUGGAAGUCACCACAGAUAACAUAUUGGAGGGCAGAAUCCAGGUGCCCUUCCCUGCUCAGCCUGUGGAGCGGACAUCCAUACAGUUAAACUCAUCCCCAGAUGAGUCAGGAGGUGCCAGUGGUGGUCCAGAGGUUCCAGCUGCAGAGACCGAGGAUUUUGAAGUGCGCGGAAGUCGCUUUUCCAAGUCUGCUGAUGAGAGACAGAGGAUGCUACUGCAAAGAAAGGAGGAACUGCUGCAGAGAGCACGCAGACGCUAUCUGAACAAAAGUUCUGGAGAAGUAGUCACCUUUAAUUCAGCUGCUGACACUGCCUUUGAGGGUGACGAUACCUUACCCUCCCUGGAGGAUGAAGACUCCACCUCGGACUUUGUGACCGUGCGCCGCAGGAUGCUAGCAGCUGCAGCUGAGCGGCGCAUGCAGAGGCAGCCAGACACGCCACUCUGAAGUGGGACAGCACCUUUGUGCACAUCCAGCUCUGCCUCGCUCAACCCUGUCAAGGCUGACAUGGAAAAGAACUCCUGGUCACCCUCAUCUCAAGUCAAGCAAAAUUGUGCAUGACACUUGCUUGUGCCGUGAUACAGCCGAGCCCAGCAAGCUAGGUAAACUUCAGCAGCUCGGUUGUUUCUCAGAUAAGUUUCAGUGUCUACUCAGUCUUAACACUUAUCUAUAUUGCACAAUGUUAAUACGUGACACACCAGCUUCGCUGUGCUCUGCAAAAAAGUCUAUGCAUGUGUCAUUUUAACCUUUUCCAACGUUCAGUCUAUUAUCUGCCCAAUCAUGGGCUUAUUGCUGUACAUUCCUUUAUAUGUAAAUAUAAAGGAACUUGGUGAACCUUGGGACAGAAUUGUAAACCCAAAUCCUGGCGGUUCUUCAGAGUCCGCUUGAAGAGUCUUGUCUAAAGUGGGCUAUCUGAAUAGCAGGCAGCAAACGCUUUUGGUGUAGGUCCUCAGUAAUGCAAGCAUUACAUUGUAUUUGUUUUAAUUUAGCAAUGUUUCAUAUAAAUUAUUUUUAGAAUCAAAAAUGUAUUAAAUUCACCUUUGAUUAUUUUAAUCUAAAGCAAUAUCUCAUGCUAUCAUUUUAAAGAGCUAGUUUUAUUAGACAUGGGCUGUAUUCAAUGGUCAGCUUCCUCCAUGUCCAAGUACAUGCUGAAAUGAUGACUUGUUAUUCACCUCCAGAAUUGUUGUGAUUUUUCAUGAUUCAGAUCCUUAAAGCUUGUGGACUUCUGGGCCAGAAUUAGAAACGUAAUUUGCUUUAUGGAUUAGGCUUUACUAAUACUACCAGCACAUUAUAGAGCUGUAGGCAUUGGUGUGCUGUUUUAAAGACUACUGAAAUUAUUUGAAUGCCUUUAGUCUGAUCGCAGUGCAAAUUUCUGGUGUUAUGAAGAUGCAGACCGGCAGUUACAGACAGUUAAGGCUUAUCGUCUUGACUAGCCUUGCUCUUUUUCUUCUUGGAAACGUGUGCAAAAAAACUUUUACUUUACUUUCUCUAACUGUUUGUCAAUGUUACACUAUUCAGAUGUAUUUUGGCAUUUAUAAUUGCAUUUGUUUGUGUUCCCUUCAAUUAUUUGUUGUACUGUAGACAUAAUUGGGUGGAAUGUUUCUGUGCUCCACGUUAGUGCUGUUUGUUUUGUGGUACAUUUAAAGAUAAAGUGAGGCAAGAUGCACACAGUUGAUUGGAAUGUUUGGAGGUGAGUUAUGAAAAACAUAAUGCUUUUGAAGAAAAUCCCAUUUAAUUUGGAUUUUUCUUCAACAAUUGCUACAGAUGGCAGUUUUCUCACUUAACUUCAUGCCUAAAAAUGCUUAUGUUUUUUGCUUCUUAAUGAGCAUUAAUUCAGUUAUUCUAACUUAAUAAUAACCUUAAGCAAUACUGAAUGUUAAAUCAAAUCAGAUUGAAGGUUUAUUCUAAGGUCAUUUUGCAUGUUUUCAGUCGCAGUGAGUUGAGUUAUGCAGGUUAGUGUUAUAACUUUAAGAGCAGCUCAAAGGUAGAAAAAGCCCAAUUUUCAUAAUACUAGUAUAUUAAAUUAUUAUUGUUUUAAACUGAGUGAAAAUAUUUACUGGGUGAUGCAAGAUGCAGAGUCACUAACCAGCUACACUUAACAAGAAAUGCUGACUACAGCAUUGUUUUCUUUUGUUUUGUUUCAGAAUGAGUAGAGAAUUUUAAACUGGUCUUGUCUGUGUAGUGAUGUGCAGUCACUACUGUUUUACACUGUGAACCUAUUUUAUCAAAUGUGUUUUUUUGUUUUUCUCAUUUCACAAUUACCAGCCACUUUCUGUUCUUUCUUUCAAUUUGUUCUUUUCUUUCUUUCAAUUUGUUCAUCUUGCUGCCUCUCUUCUAUGCAUGGAAUAUCACUGUUUGUGAUGUAUCUGUCUUAUCUUUCUUAAAGUAUUCCCAAAGACUGUGUUGGUACCUGAGGUAGGAGGUUGUGAUAAGUGUUUCUAACGAGUUCAUGCAGCUCUUUCAUUCCAGGUCACAUCUUCUGGAGCUAUAUGCUGUGGUUGCACAGCUGCACCUUUUGAUCAGUAUUUCUGCAACUGAUUCAGAUGAUUCACUUUGUAUCACUAUUUAAUGAAAAUGUGAUUCACAUCUGUUAAAAAUCUAAAAGAACUAUCUUUUUUUUUUAGAUUUUUUUUUUUUAAUUUGUGCCUAAAUUCAACAGUGGAUCAAGGAUUGUUUGAAAUGUGUAAAUAAUUUUGUAAUGAAGACUGUAUUAUAAAUGUGAAAUGACCCUGUACAAAAUAAAAUUCUGAGCUACUAUAGAGGCUUUUAAUCAA